AUGAAUAUUCCAUUAGAAUCAGAUAUGGCUCUUCCUAUCGUUUCGCCUCCUCCUCCGGCUGGGGCGGCUCCAGCGUAUCCUCCUCCGAUUGGGCCUCCUCCUCCGAUUGGUCCGGCUCCAGCGUAUGAUCCUCCUCCGAUUGGUCCUGGUGGUGGUGGUGGUGGAGCAUAUCCUCCGGCGGCUGGGGCGGUGGCGUAUCCGGCUGGUGGUGGUGGUGGAGCUCCUCCUCCGCAUCCUCCUCCGCAAGCUGGAGCUGGUGGUGGGCAGCAACCGCCUCCUCCUCCGAGGGAUGGAAGGGAAAGUGGUGGGAGUUGUGGGAGUGGUGGGAGACCGCCUCCACCUCCGCAUCCGCAUGGUGGUGGUGGUGGUGGUGGAGCACAUCCGCAUCCACCGCCUCCUCCGGAUGGGAGAAGGAAGGCAGAAGUAGCCGAGAUGGUGAACCAGAAAGAGGAAAAUGAGCAGGACGAUGCUCUUUUUGGGAUUGAUGAUGGUGAUUGGAUCAGUUCACAGCUUCCUAUUGGGAGGAACAGGUUGUGGAGGAUAGGCCCAUCGCUCUCCCUCUGCGGAGGAUGCGCUCCACGUCCCCGUGUUGCUGCUCCUCCAUUUGCUCCACCUCCACCACCAUCUCCUCCACUUCCUCCAAGAUGUGAAUGCCCACCUCCAACCUGUCACUCGUGUGCUCCUGCUCCAUCAUCAUGCGGAUGUGGAGGUGGAGGCGGCGGCGGAUACGCUUCAUAUCCACGUGGCGGCUACAGCAGAGGAGGAGACGAUGAUUCCGAAGAAUAUUCAGAAGAGACUACAAGUAAUGAGGAUGACGAGGAGAGGAAGUAA
Caenorhabditis remanei is the source of this 831-nucleotide messenger RNA. RefSeq lists its product as uncharacterized. The record is from RefSeq and is a predicted model, not a curated record. The transcript has 4 exons. The coding region runs from base 1 to 831 and encodes 276 amino acids. NCBI's taxonomy places the organism in Eukaryota, Metazoa, Nematoda, Chromadorea, Rhabditida, Rhabditidae.